AUGAGUAACAAGGUGUCUGACCAGCCAAACCCCACUACAGCAGCUGAUGCUGAUUCUCUUUCCAAAGAAGAAAAGGAAGCCCUGCUGACAAAAAAGAUGAAUAUGAUCCGUGAGCGGAACAAAGCUAUCAGUGAAAGACAUAAGUUGAUUGAGGCAGACAGGAGGAGAGCUGAGGAAGCUGGACAGGCAGUAAAACCAUCUGUAGACAGUCAGUCAUUACCCGCAGAGGGCAUUAAUAAACCUAGGGGCAGAGGAAGGGGUUACUUGUACCAUGUAGACAGUGCUACACCCGGAAGAGAGAAACCAAAGUUUACUGGGAAUACAAGAGAGACAGCUCACUAUGAGCCAAUUGUUGACACCACAGACCUAGGUAACUUUAAGGGCAGAGGUCAUGACAAAACUCCAUGA
Messenger RNA from Candidula unifasciata, 408 nucleotides. The record is from the annotation of a GenBank genome assembly. Lineage: Eukaryota; Metazoa; Mollusca; Gastropoda; Stylommatophora; Geomitridae.